Molecule: messenger RNA, 1092 nt
Organism: Clavispora lusitaniae ATCC 42720
Lineage: Eukaryota; Fungi; Ascomycota; Pichiomycetes; Serinales; Metschnikowiaceae
Source: RefSeq, a predicted model, not a curated record
AUGGCUGCGAAAAUGGAGAUCUACUCUGAAGAUACUUUCUUCACUAAAGACCAGCAAUCCGUUGAAAGCUUGAUUGAAGUGGCCCAAUUCUUGAGGGAAGAUUUCUGGGCAGAUUAUGGAGACCCCAGUUUGGCGAUUGGACUGGAGUCGUUCGCGUCUCUUCCACCCCAAGCUUUUGAACGGAAUCCACCAAAACAGUCAUGCCCUAUCACGAACAUCUCAUUAGAAAAAGAACCUAUGGAAUCUUCAUUACUCGAAGAGCGUUCCUCCGUGGCAGCACCAUCUUCGCCUAUUUUAGAAACUUUGAACGAUUGUUACGUGUACAUGUGUCAGCAUGUGCCAUAUAAGGGCAUGCAAACCAACAACUUUGGUCAGGAGGAAAUAUGGGAAGCCUCUAUGCGGGCCAGAAGUGUCUUCUCCCCCAAACGCAGUGCGGGUCAUGCAAAAGCCCCAAGGCUUGUUCUGAUUCGAAACGAGGAGCCACUUACAGCUCCUGAGCAAACCUCUUUUGACUCAACAUGCUCUUUCUCGUCCAAAUACCCUGUUAGUCUUAAGUUGCAUACACGUAAGUGCUUUCUAGCUGUGGUCUUGAAUAGUGGGCCAGAGAAGGAAUACAAACUUCCGGUCUUUCAAAACUUGGUUCCUUUGAGCAUUAUGAAAGAAUUCAAAAAUUAUCAAGCCACCAAAGAGUUCCAGAAAGAUGAUGAAGUUCAGGUUUUCAAAACGCAAGAAGGCUGUCAAGUGUCCAUCAAACGAUAUGAGUCCAGACUCACACUCGUACAAUUGGCCUGGAUCCUUGGAUUACAAGAUUACCAUAUUUCGCUAACUAAAGACGUGGAAACAGUUGUACUAACAAUGUUUGACCAAUUAUGUGGUUUUAAGAUUGGUGAUAAAACGUGGAGUCGCGGCAUUUCGAAGGAUGAAAGGAAGCGAAUGAUCGCGCGUGUAUACAAAUUUGCGAGUAUUUACUUCCCCACAUUCACACCAGAAAUUGUCGAAGUCAUCAUAAAACGCGGUGCCUACUCACGUACUCAAGAGUUUUUGAGAAGGAAAAGGCGGAGGCAAAUGCGCUCCUUAGAUAUUACGUACUGA